GAGUGUUGGAGCGAACGUUGCACCUGUCAUUGUCAGAAAUGGACGGUCGAUGAAUCGCGUCCACUGAACAAGUGUGGUUUCCGUCUGUACCGGCCGGGGUUGUCAGGGUACUUGGGUUCAAGCUUAGCUGACAAAAACCAAGUUGGGCGAUUUCACUCGUAAAUUCAUAACUUUUGUUUCUCGAUUCUUUCUCAUCUUGAUCUGUAUGACACAGUGUGAGAUUUUAAGGGAACUUAAAGACCGUAUAAUUUCAUCAGCGGUUUCCAGCGGUCAGAGAUAGGACCCUUCAUUACCACAAGACGCACAAUGUCUUCUACAGGCAGUCGAGAUCUGCACUAUGAUGAUAUUGUGAGCUUAUCAUCAAAGAAAGAAAUUAUCCUCAUAGAUGUCAGGGAACCUGACGAGAUUCAAGAGACUGGAAAACUGCCAGGAAGCACGCACAUUCCAUUGGGUGAUGUACCAAAUGCUCUCAAUUUGAAUGAUGGAGCUUUCAAAGAAAAGUAUGGCAUUGAAAAACCUGGGUUGGAUGCCCCCAUUGUAUUUUCCUGCCGCUCUGGAAAACGUAGUAAUGUUGCUCUGCAGAAAGCAUUGGCUCUUGGAUUCUCCAAUUCUCGUCACUAUGCUGGUGGAUGGCUUGACUGGGAGAAGAAUACUAAAUGAUGUGUUAUAUUGUACAAAUUUAUUACUAUUACAUACCAAGCCAGUUGAGAGUUGACUGCAAGUUCAAGAAAAUCUCCUUGACCGCAUGAUGUGAACCACAUCCAUGAGAAGCUGAUGUCCAUGACCAUCGUGAGCUUGUUAUACUCUGAGCAAGAGACUUUAAUUUUGUAGUGUUUUAGUUUCUGAUGUUUUUAAUAAACAAUGAUUUGACUCUUCA
Thrips palmi is the source of this 877-nucleotide messenger RNA. Its product is annotated as thiosulfate sulfurtransferase/rhodanese-like domain-containing protein 3. The record is from RefSeq and is a predicted model, not a curated record. The transcript has 4 exons. Gene Ontology annotation, molecular function: thiosulfate-cyanide sulfurtransferase activity. The coding region runs from base 307 to 660 and encodes 117 amino acids. NCBI's taxonomy places the organism in Eukaryota, Metazoa, Arthropoda, Insecta, Thysanoptera, Thripidae. Gene Ontology annotation, cellular component: mitochondrion.